This is a messenger RNA of Camelina sativa (false flax), 1155 nucleotides long. The record is from RefSeq and is a predicted model, not a curated record. NCBI's taxonomy places the organism in Eukaryota, Viridiplantae, Streptophyta, Magnoliopsida, Brassicales, Brassicaceae.
AUGGAGAUCACAUCCAAUAAAAGGAAACGAGUUGUGGCCGCACCACCAACUAAUAAGAGUUCAAGUGAGAGCAGCGUACAGAUCAUUAGUCAAAGAGCAUUUGAAGCUGCCGUUUACAAACUAUCGAAGAGUUUCGAAGUUGUUGCUUCUCCAACAUGUGUCAUUGCUUCACCACAAACAUAUUCUGAUCAAUUUGGUAGCAGCAUAAAGGUUAUAAGUCGUGAAGCAUUUGAAGCCUCUGUUUCCAAACGCUCAAAAACAGAACAAUCUCCUGAUGGUUCUGUAUGGAUUCAUUGUCACUCUCUUGGCGAAGGUGCUCAUGGUUUUGUUUACUUAGCCAAGCAAAACACCGAUGUAGAAACUGAUGGUUUGCCGUUAAAGAUGGCAAUCAAAUGCUCAUCCAUUACAUUUUCAUCAAGCCUUAUUGAUGAGGAACAAAUACUCACAAGGCUUUCUUCUCCAUAUGUUAUUUCAUGCUAUGGUAGCAAAAUAACGAUGUCAAAAACUCGACCAAACGGAAGCGACUAUAAUUUGAUUCUUGAAUACUGUUCUGGAGGAAGAAUUGCAGACUUUCUUAAAUUUCGAGGAAAGGGGAUGGUGGAAAAUGAUGUUCAGCUAUUUUCUACAGAUAUCCUCAAAGGUAUCAGCUAUAUACACUCAAUGAAGAUUAUCCACUGUGAUAUUAAACCAGGUAAUAUUUUACUUAAACCUCAAGUAACCCGUUCUAUGUCUAAUGGUUUUGAACCAAAGAUUGCCGAUUUUGGGUUAGCGUUAAGAAAAACUUCAGAUGAGUAUGGAGAUGGUAGUGGUCAUAAAAGAGGAACAUUAUUGUACAUGUCUCCUGAAGUUUUAAGAGAAGGUCUUUUGGAUUAUGCUGCUGAUAUCUGGUCAUUUGGAUGCACUGUGUUAGAGAUGUUAACUGGGAAGAAGCCUUGGAGUGAAUUCCAGGUAUUAGACAGAAAGAAACUCGAAGAUGUCAUCGCCCAUAGCUCUUUCAAGCCGUGCAUACCUUCAUGGUUAUUUGAUGAUGCAAAGGAUUUUCUAAACAAAUGUUUGGAGAUAGAUCCCUUGCAAAGGUUUGACUCUACAGCUUUGUUGAAACACAAGUUUCUGUCGUCAUGCAAUGUUGAUGAUAAUGUUGUCAAAAAAGGCUGA